AUGGAAGGAUUUAUACUCCUUAACUGGACCUCAGUGACCGAAUUUGUACUGGUUGGCCUUUCCAACAAUUCUGAGACCCAACAGGUUCUGUUUGCAAUCUUCCUGGUGGUGUACCUGCUGAUUUUGGCUGGGAACUUACUCAUCAUAAUCACUAUCAUGCUGGACCAGAACCUCCAUACCCCUAUGUAUUUCUUCCUGAGCAACCUCUCUUUCAUUGAUAUCUGCCACUCCACUGUCACUGUGCCCAAGAUGCUGGCUGAUUUCCUGUCAACCGAGAAGACCAUCUCGUUUGGAGGUUGCAUUGCUCAGAUGUUCUUCCUUCACCUCUUUGCUUGCACCGAGAUCUUUCUCCUCACCGUUAUGGCCUACGAUCGCUAUGUAGCCAUCUGCGACCCCAUGCACUAUCUCAAUGUCAUGAACCAUAAGGUCUGUCUGCUCUUGGCGGUCACCAUCUGGGUUGGUGGUACUAUCCACUCCCUUGCUUUGAUUGGCAUGACAAUCAGACUCCCCUACUGUGGCCCGAAGGUGGUGGACAACUUCUUCUGUGAUGUUCCUCCAGUCAUCAAGCUUGCCUGCACUGACACAUAUGUCAUUGAGGUCCUGAUUGUGUCCAACUCAGGCCUGAUUUCUGUGGUCUGCUUCGUGGUGCUGGUGGUCUCCUAUGGUGUCAUCUUGGCCUCCCUCCGUACCCGUUUGGCGGCAGGUCAACACAAGGCUCUUUCCACUUGUGCUGCGCAUUUGACAGUGGUGACUCUCUUCCUGGGACAUUGCAUCUUCAUUUACUCCCGUCCUUCCACAAGUUUUGCAGAGGACAAAGUGGUGUCAGUUUUCUUCACGGCUGUGACUCCGUUGCUCAACCCCAUUAUCUAUACUUUAAGGAACGAGGAUAUGAAACGAGCCCUGAAUAAAUUGCUUGGCCGGAAGGUAGAGACAGAGAAGUGA
Molecule: messenger RNA, 942 nt
Organism: Pseudonaja textilis
Lineage: Eukaryota; Metazoa; Chordata; Lepidosauria; Squamata; Elapidae
Product: olfactory receptor 4E1-like
Biological process (GO): G protein-coupled receptor signaling pathway
Cellular component (GO): membrane
Molecular function (GO): olfactory receptor activity; G protein-coupled receptor activity
Source: RefSeq, a predicted model, not a curated record